AUUUGGGUUCUCAAUUCCGAGCAACGGCGGCACUGAUUCAAGUUUUUAAUUUGACAUUAAGGGACGCUUAAUUAGCCCGUAAGGAUAUGGCACCUAGGAAAAACAGGAAAAAAACCGAACAGGUUGUUUCUGGCAAGAAACUACUGAAGAAUGGGAAAAAAGCUGCUGAAUCUACUUUAGAAGAAGAAGUUUCCGACAGGAAAACGGCGGAAGGCAAAAAAGCUAGUGACGUAAAAGAAUCUGUUUCACCUUCUAUGGUUAAGAAGAAGCCUUGUACGUGGCUUAAGCUUGAUAGGCUUGUUCCUCAAACUGAAAAGAAAUCAUCAGUGGAGAGUAUCAAACAAGGCAAAGAAGCCAAGAUCAGUAUCGAAGUUCAACGGACAAAAGACAAUAAGAGGAAGAGAACAGAAAAAAGUGAAGAGGAAGGUAAUAAUCAUCCGAAGUAUCAUGAAAAGUAUAUUGAUUCCCAUCAUGCGAAAAAGGAGAAGAGAGACAAAAAAGAGGAGCGAGGUAAUAACGAUACGAAAUUCUAUGAAAAGCAUAUUGAUUCCCGUCGUGAGAAAAGGGAAAAUGAAGUUUCUGUUAAUGACAGGGAUGAUGAAGCCGAGAAAAUGCUCGGUGGAUUGAUUUUUAUGUGCAAUGCUAAAACUAAACCAGAUUGUUUCAGUUACCAAGUAAUGGGUGUUCCAGCACACAAGAAAGAAGUUGUGAUGGACAUUAAGCCCGGUCUUAAAAUAUUCCUCUACGAUUAUGAUAUGAAGCUCAUGUAUGGAGUCUACGAAGCAUCUUCUGCUGGAGGCAUGAAACUCGAGCCAGCAGCUUUCGGAGGGGGUUUCCCUGCGCAGGUUCGCUUCACUGUUCACAAGGACUGCCGUCCACUACCUGAAAGUACAUUCAAGAAAGCAAUUAAAGAAAGCUACGAUAAAAGAACACGCAAGUUCAAGACAGAGUUGACUGUGAAGCAAGUGAAUCGUCUGAUAGAUUUAUUUAGUCCUGGCCCAUGUAUACAUCCAAAUAGCCGAUCUAUGGUUCAUGAAAUUAAUCCAGCACAUACAAACAAUUUCGGCAUUGCUGACAUAGGCGGAGGAAAAACUAUACACCAGAAUCCACUUUUUCUUACCGAGAAAGAUUAUAGAACUAACGGUCUUCGACAAGAAAGACCUUUAUUCGCAGGGGAUGGUGUUGGUCAAACAUGGGAGCGUAAUAAUCUCGAUCAAGAACUAAAGCACUUACUAAAUCAUCCAUCUUCCACUAGUGUUGCUCCACCUGUACAACAGAGGGAAGUCAGUCAACUCGAUCCUUUUACCCGCGGCGAAAGGGAAUAUCAACUCUAUGGGCUUAGGGGCCCACAGCAGACACUAACUGCUACUAACGUUGUCAGAGAUUCCGUAAAGGGUUAUUGUGACCCUUAUGACGAAAGCACCACAGCUUUGGUGAAUAGAUAUCUGGCAAUGCCGAGAAUGGCAGGUGUUCCAGAAGAAUCGUACAAUCUGGCUCGAAGGGGGAGUUAUAUCAAUGAUCUGAAUAGCCGCACGGUUUUGGAUGGAGAUAGAGCCGUUGGAUCUCGUACUUUGCGUGAGCAGUCUACUUUCAAUCAACGGCCGUAUUCGCUCGACGCAUCUCGUGAGCCUUCGGUGCUCCAUCAGGGAUUUCAUAUCCAGCGUGAAAUUGAGUUGACUUCUGCGCCAGUUUCGAGCCGCUACUCUUUUGCGGGACCCUCUCCAUCCCAGCACAGAUAAAAAUCUUGCUCAAAGUUUAAUGCUAUAAAUAGUAAUAUCCUUCAUCACUGGGGUUUCUUUUUCCUUUUUUUUUUUUUAAUAUAUAUUUUACUUUUGUUGUAUAUUAGUUUUCUUUCUUAAAUUACAAGAUUGCCAACUUGUGUGUUUUGGGGCAUCCUCUUCGAUUUAUAUUCGCUUUGCGAUGUAAUGUUGUAUUUGCGUAUUUAAGUUAUCAAGGAAGAAGAUGAAGUGAAAUUUCAA
Erythranthe guttata (spotted monkey flower) is the source of this 1979-nucleotide messenger RNA. RefSeq lists its product as uncharacterized. The record is from RefSeq and is a predicted model, not a curated record. NCBI's taxonomy places the organism in Eukaryota, Viridiplantae, Streptophyta, Magnoliopsida, Lamiales, Phrymaceae.